Fusarium fujikuroi IMI 58289 is the source of this 1386-nucleotide messenger RNA. RefSeq lists its product as uncharacterized. NCBI's taxonomy places the organism in Eukaryota, Fungi, Ascomycota, Sordariomycetes, Hypocreales, Nectriaceae. The coding region runs from base 1 to 1386 and encodes 461 amino acids. The record is from RefSeq and is a predicted model, not a curated record. The transcript is spliced from 5 exons.
AUGGAGAAAGCAAAGCAAGCCGUUUCUAGCUUCCUUUCCAACGACGGAAAGCACAGAACCACUGUCGACGAAGAUGUUAAGCCUCACGUCACUCAGGAGCAUGUUAUGCCUCAUCAGCAUGAGCGAGUGACCACUGCUCUUGACAAGGAGGUUCAUCAAGAGCACCAUCAUACAACUGUUCAGCCUAUUACUCACAAGGAGACUCUUCCUGAGCAGCACCACCACAAUCUCAUCCCAGUAGAGCACAAGACUUUUCACCACGGCAAUGAGCAAGACACUCGGGCUACACUCGACCGAGAAGCUGCUAAAUACAGAGACACCACAGAGACCUACAGUACCACUCACUCCACUGAGGCUGCUCCCGUUGUCACCGGCGAACGAAUUCAUCACCAUGUUCAUGAGCAUGUACAGCCCAUAAUUAAUAAAGAAACUGUCCAACCGCACGUCGUUCACACCACGAUACCCAUUCACGAAACUCACCACGCCGCCCCGGUGCAUCACGGAACUUCUACUCUACCAGCUAAGACUCUGGAAGAGUUUACUCAAGAGCGUGGCGGUCUCAAGGAGCGAGCAGCUCAGAAGCUCACCGAAUUUGAGGGGUGUCCCAAGCCAUACCGACGAGAGCUCCAGGGUGAACAAUUGGAAGGUGACAAAUCAAUGCACCUUCACGGCCAUGGUGACAACUACGGUGAAAAUCAAGCCUUCGCUGGCCGAGAGGGUCAUGGUAUGGGACGUAACACUGAGGGUCUGGCCGCUGGUGCCGCAGCCGGCGCCGGGGCUGCUGCAGCUACUCGCAAGCACCGACACGGUAUUGGCCACAAAGACCGCCGUGGGUCUGCCUCUAGCAGCAGCUCUUUGAGCUCUAGUGACGAGGAGUCUCGCGGUUUGGGCAAGUCUUCCAAGACCAAGAACCGUGGCCUUGGUAGCUCAACCGGAACUGGUGUUGGAGCUGGAGCCGCCGCCGCCGCCGCUAGCGCCGCUCACUCUCAUCACCAGAACCGUGAAGGUGCUGCAGCUGCUCCCUCUACACUUGAAGGUAACCGAGGCAUUGGCAGCAACACUGGGCUUCAGUCUGGUUCUGGUAUCCCCGGAACUGCCGGUGCUGGGUCUGGUGUAGAGUCUAUGGGUACCACUGGGAACAUGAGCAACUUUGGCUCCAGCAACCGUGGUAUUGGAAACACUAACACUGCUGGUCUUAACAAGCCUCACACCGGCGACUAUGACCAGGUUAAGACCGGAGGUCUUCACAACGACCCCUUGAACAGUCAACACUCCCGUGGUGACUCUGGUGUUGGUAUGCAGACUGGCAAAAAGCCUUCCUUGCUCGAUCGUCUCAACCCCAUGAAGGAUGCUGACGGUGAUGGAAAGAAGGGACUUUUGGACUAA